Molecule: messenger RNA, 3710 nt
Organism: Loxodonta africana (African savanna elephant)
Lineage: Eukaryota; Metazoa; Chordata; Mammalia; Proboscidea; Elephantidae
Gene: RPAIN
Product: RPA interacting protein
Exons: 6
Coding region: 936-1628 (230 amino acids)
Biological process (GO): protein import into nucleus
Cellular component (GO): PML body; nucleus
Source: RefSeq, a predicted model, not a curated record
CACCGCCGUCCACAGGGUCCUCGGCAGCCGCCAUCUUGGCCCAACUCCUCGCCUCCUUCCACUUGCUCAGCCCGCCGCUGAGCGCAGCCAAUCCGGAGCUAGCUGUCCACUACUGCUGCCAAUCAUCGAGCAAACGAAAGUAAAACUAGGGGCGGGGCGAGAGUGAGGCCCGCCCAUUGCCAGAGACGAGCCAAUCACCAGUCAAGCACUUAUUCUGACGGCAAAGGGGGCGAGACGAGUAGGUCAACAGGCUCAGCGCCUGUUUAGGAAAAGUUUGGUACUGCGCACUCUCAUAGCGCGAGGAGAGCCUGAGAUCGGGGUAUUUAUCUGCCUACUGGACACCUGGUAGCGUAGUGGUUAAGAGCUACGGCUGCUAACAGAAAGGUCGGCAGUUCGAAUCCACCACGCGCUCUUGGAAACUCUUUGGGGUAGUUCUACUCCGCUAAGAGUCGGAAUCGACUGGACGGCAACAGGUUAUUAGACACCUCCACCUGCAUGAGGAAACCCUGGGGCCUAGUGGUUAAGCCUUUGGCUGCUAACCAAAAGGUCGGCAGUUGGAAUCCACCAGGCGCUCCUUGGAAACCCUAUGGAAGCAAUUCCACUAUGUCCAUAAUGUCGGUUUAAGUCGGAAUCGACUCGAAGGCAACGGGUUUGGUUUGGUUUUAUUACCUGCAUAAACCCAGACAUCCAAAACAAAGAUUCGCCUCCCUCUCUCGCUCAAUCCACAUUUCGUUUACCUCAUAAAUGUCAAAAUGUUGUUGGAUUUACGUCACAAAUGUCACUCUGUCUCGGCGUAGGGUUGGCAGGUAGAACAACACUUCCCAGAAUUCCCCGCCCUCCAUCUAGAACGCUGAGCAUUCAGAAACUACAGCUCCCAGAAUUCUGCGCGUUCCGAGGGGGCGGGGCUUUCUGGAGGCUGCUCCGCCGAAGAGGCGAUGGCAGAGCCGCCGGAGUCUCCGCACCGCUCGCUAUACAAAGUGGUGGGCUCUCCUCCUUGGAAGGAGGCUUUCAGGCAGGGAUGCCUGGAGAGAAUGAAAAACAGCCGGGACAGGCUCCUGAACAAGUACCGCCAGGCUGGAGGCAGCCUGCCAAGAGGAGCUCAGAACACCCUUCUAGUGCAAGAAGUGAUGGAAGAGGAGUGGAACGCUCUGCAGUCAGUGGACCACUAUCCAGAGGCCUUGGCUCAGGUGGAGGAGCCAAUGGACCUGGCUGUACUUGAGGAAAUCCAUCAGGAGCUGAUUGACCAAGAACAGGCCAUCAUCAGGGAGUAUGAGAAGAGCUUGCAGUUUGAUGAACAGUGGCUCAGCAGCACGCUGGCCGAGUGGGAAGCAAACCCCCUCAUCUGUCCUGUGUGUACAAAGUACAACUUGAGAAUAACAAGUGGCGUGGUCCUGUGUCAGUGUGGCCUGUACAUCCCAUCUCACUCUCUAGAGCUGACAGAGCAGAAGCUCCGUGCCUCCUUAGAAGACCAUAUACAUGAGCAUAGUAUACUUUGUCCCCACACACCUGCAUUUUUAGUCACUGAAGGGACAGAAGAAAAGUCCAGUCUUCUCAUGAGCUGCCUGGUAAGCCUCCCAUGGGACCCAGUGGUAAGAGAGGGUCAGUGGUUGAUUUUAUUCCCACCUUGACAGGAGCAACAGCUUAGAAACUGGCAAAUGUUUAAAAACGCAGUUUAUUCUCUGAGGAAUUUACUUGCAUAGAAAAGUGACAGUAACAAGUCACCUCCACUCUACCUGAUGCCAUAUCCCCUUUAACACUCCUAUUGAAAUGUCUUGAAGCAUUGAGCAAGGACCCCAUCUUCAUUUUUACUCCCAGUACUUGGCACAUAGGAAGAUGCUUAAUAUUUGUUUGUAGAAAUGAGUUAAGGUGGAAGGAGGAGAGUUGAAGUCGGGUGGCUUCACCUUCUUAGUAAGAUGAACAAGUGACUAUAAUGGUAGCAGAGCUGGAGUGUGGCGCUCCCUAAAAGUUUUAGACCAAGUGCUGGAGGGAAUGGGAAGGGCAGCUAAAGGGCAAGGGAAGGAUUGCCUAAUUGUCGUAUACACAGCUGAGACUGCAGCAUCCGCUUCUCAUGGUGUCCUCACACCUGCCAUCAGUGCCCUGUAGCUCAGAGCAGCAGUGGAGCCAAGUGGAUGAUGAGGUCUGGAAGGAGUGCUGUAGGAGGGAUCAGCAGUCUUAGGAGAGUGUGAUGGCUCCAGGGGGGCAGGGGAGGGCUCACAGCAAAGAUGAAAUGAUAAGAAACAGGAGUGGGAAGGAAGGGCAAAACGGUACUACGCAGACCACAGAGUUCAACGUUUUUAAUGGUAGAUCGCUCAAAUGCCAUAAAAUGCUAAUAUGCCACUAGGCCUUUGGUUUCACAUAAGGGAAAUCAGGUGGCAUCAAGGACCGUUGGGCUCAACAUCUAUUGAGGUCAGUCUGUAGGGCGAGUCAGCAUUGGAUACUGAGGAUGAAGUAAAAGAUAGUUGUGGCAGUGGCAGAUGGUGUAUCGCAAGGACUUAAAUAUUUGAGAUAUGAGAGGGACAGUGGUCUUGGAGCCUUUAUAGCUUAGCAGGGAUGUGACUCCAUCUUCACCAAUGGAUGCAAGCUGCUGAACCACUGCUGUUAAGCAGGCUUGUGAGGUAGCGUCUUCCAGAGAAAGCCAGAAGUAUUUCCUAUUGUCUUAGGCCGAGUUCUCUAGAGAAGUGAAAUCAGUGAAGUGUGCGUUGUGUAUACCAGAGAGAUUUAUAUCAAGGAAAAUGGCUCAUGUGGUUGCAGAGACUGCAAAGUCCCAAGCCUGAGGGCCAGACUAGAGGCUUCUGCUGACUCAUGUUGCUGCAGGGGCUGGUGAACCCAAGAUUGGUGGGUCCAACAGCAGGCCUCUGGCUUCACAGGCUGCAGAGGCUGACGAAUCCCAAGAUUAGCAGGUAAACUGCUAGCUCCAGUCCCAAGAACCAGAGGGCAGAUGGAUUCAGAGUGAGCAAAAGCCAUCGAGCUUUGCCAGAAAAGUCCACAUAUUGGAUACAGGCCACACCCCCAAGGAAACGCCUUUUCAGUUGAUUGGCUGCUCAUGGGUCACUGCCAAACCACUGGUAACUGUGGCACAGCCAAGCUGACACACAACCUUAACCGUCACACCUAUGGAAGCAGAAAAUCUGUGUCCAUGGUCAAAGUUAAGAACAGAAUUCCUUAGCAUAAUGGUGGGGCUGAGCUGUCAAGGACUCCUAAGAGUAUUUUAUAUUGAUAGGUGCUUACUGAUCAAGCGAUGUGCUCAAGUUAGUGAGUUGUUUCCGCCUAUAGCGAGCGUGGUUUUGUACCUCUGCCAUGGUAUGUGCCCUCUGCAGUCUUGUUAGGACUCUCACCUCCCUGCUGUGCUGUAAAGGCUCCAAGCUGUCAAGAGUCUGAACCAUCUUUCUGGUCACUGGUUCACUGAGGGUGAGGCUACCCACCUCUAGGGUUUGAUCUCAGUUUUAGGACAGUAUUGGUGCUGGUGGUUUCAAAAGCAGUUGCUUUAAGGCUGCAGGACAGAGGCCUAGCAGAGACCAACAGUGGGAGCCAUCAGUGGCCUCUGACAAACCACACCACUAAUUUCCUAAUUGUACCUGAACUCACAUCAUCUCGUAUGUAGGGAUUCUAACUGUAGCAUAAAUGUCAUUAUUGACUACAACUUGUAACAAAUACUGAGGGUGACUUUCAUGACUGAAAUACAAAUUAAGCUAACGAUUUUUUCUAUUUAA